UGAUAUGGUGAGUGAUUUUCUUGUCUUUUUCUGCCAGUUCUGCCAGUCCACUAUACCUUCUAUGGGUUUUUAUUUUCUCUUCGAUGUACUCAGAAAAUUUUUCUUAUAGGAAUAAAAUAUCGACAUUGACUACUCCAGUUGACUACUACACGCUUUGCAUAAACUUAAAACUCAUUUUUUCUUGAUUUUUUCUAGGUCAUUACACUCAUUGCUAGAGUUGCGUCAUUAUGUUAUCAAAAAUUUUAAUGUCGGGGGUCUUGUUUUUAAUUGUGCACAAUUGGACAUUUUCUAACAAAAUCCUGUUGGGGAGGGUUUUAGCAACUGCUGACAGGCCCUGGUCACCCUGGUAGUGGGAGCUAGACUUUUCAAUGCUUUUCUUGUUUUCAAAUGCCCAUGACAAUUCUGUCCAGAGAUUCUCUCCCGCGCUAAUGUUGAGCCUAGAUGCGGAAGGUUAUGUUUGGUGAAGCAGGGAAAAAUAUUCGUUAUUUUAUUUUAUGUUUAACAGAAAAUUUUAUGUUAAAGAUAGAUUUACAAAAAGUGUUUCAUUUCUAAACUUGCCGAAUAUUUUUCUCUCCACCGAAAUUUCACAAAUGCGACCGAAAUGUUUAUCCAAUUAUCCACCGAACGUACGAAAAUUAAUCCACCAAACUUUUUGAAACCAGAUUUUUUGGUACUUAAAGUGUCUAUGCAGCGAAAUUUUAUGUCCUGCUUUUUUUAUAAGUUAUAUUUUCCUAUCUUUUCCGAUACGUUUGACACCAAAAUUGUCAUAAUUUGACAAGCAAAAGUGUGCUCAAUCAGAGUUUGAAGUUAAGUAGUACUUGCGAAAAUCAAGGCCAGUUUGUGACGUCACAGUGAUGAGUCGGGUCGACAGCAAUCAGGAAACUGCGGUUGUACAGAAUAGGUUUUAGUGAGGGAGAUACGAAGAAGAAUUGUGCAAAAUUGUGAUACAAGCACCAAAAUUUCAGAAAACACCAAGUUUGAUAUGCUAAAAAAGAUGUGAUAUAGACCCAAAUCAUAUCUUGCCCAUAAGAUCUAUUUUUAGACUGGGGUACUCCGGUCAAGACCCCUAAUUAUACUUUUUGUCAUAAACGGAGAACGCUAGGUCAUAGAAAGUUGAAAUUCACGAUAAAAAGACAGUUUAACAAGACAAAGAAGGUGUGACUUAGACCCGAUUCAUAAUUUUCCCUAAAUUCUAUUUUUAGACUGGGGUACUCUGGUCCAGACCCCUAAUUGUACAAUUGGCCAUAAACAGAGAAUGCCAGUUCAUGGAAAGUUGAAAUUCACAAUAUAAAGGCAGUUUAACGAGCCGAAAAAGAUAUAAAAUGAACCCAAAUCAUAUGAUGCCCCCUAAAUUCUAUUUUUAGACUGGGUACUCUGGUCCAGACCCCUGGCCACAAACAAAGAACGCCAGGUCAUAGAAACAUGGAAUUUUCAAUAAAAAGGCAGUUUGACAUACAGAAAAAGAUUAGCUAUUGAACCAAAUCAUACCUUGCCCCUUAGUUCUAUUUUUAGACUAGGGUACUCUGAUUCAGACCCCUUAUUCUACCAUUGGCUAUAAACGGAGAACGGAAAUUCUGAAUAUAAAGGCAGUUUGAUACGGUGAGAAAGAUAGUUCAUAUUCAUAUCUUGCACUCUAAAAAUAGAACAAGGGGAGCAAUUUUCAGUCGGGGUCCAUAUCCUAUCUUUAUAGGUGUAUCAAACUGCCCAUUACUGCAAAGUGUCAUGCUAGUAUCACAUUUUGCACAGUUCGACCCAACAAGUGAUUUAACAGGCCUGACUAAAUGGUUUCGCCUCGACUCAUCACUGUGACGUCACAGCGGGAAAUAAAAUUUCGCAACGCAACUGCAAACAACGUACCAGAACCCGCCAACGGACGAAAUGCAUAAAACCGGAAACCUUGUUUACAGUCUGGAAAUAAACACAUAAUCUCACUCGUAAUUCCAGAAAGAAAACCCGAAACCGGGUGACUAGAAUUGGUCAAACCCGAAACCCGUGAGAUGCCAAAGCCCCCCUCUUAAUUGCGAUCACCUUUUUAAAACGAUGAUGAAGUAUAAGGAAAAUGUGAUACAUUUUAUUCAUCAAACAUUGUAUUCAAUAGCCUAAACCUGCACAAAACGGAAAUCCACAAACAAUUCCUUUUCUCCAACAGUCAAUUUUGCGGACUUCGUACUAUUGCACGAGACAUUGGUCUUGGUUAAGAGUUGGAUUUCAGAAUUGGCAGGCUGGAUAGCCGUUGUGAAAGGUAUUCGAUGAAUACUGAGGCUCAAGUUCGCCUGAAAAUGCCACGCAUAAGGGAAGGGAUUGAUAAUCUUCAAGGCCACUUUGAUAAUUGUGUCAAGUCAGCCAGGAAAAACUCGAUGACUAACAUCGAAUCCUUUGCAAACAACCAAAAACCAAAAAAAAUACAUGCAAGUGGCUCUUGCUCUUCAACUAUUGUGAGGUUGGAAAAAGAUAUCGAUAGCGAUGUGGAGCGAUCAGAUGAAGAAGACAAAAAGAGCUCAGAUAAGGAGGAUUAUUCUGGUUCAGACAUCGAUUUGGACAGCCUCAGUGACGUUGCACUGUCAGACUUUGAUAGCGAUAGUGAAGAGCCUGUAUCAUGUCAUUCAGAAGGGAAUUCCGAUGAAUAUGAUGACGACGCCAGGUGGAUAGCGUACAAGGUUGAAAAGGCAGAUCCGUUGUGCUACAAGUUUGAUAGCCUUCUACGAAGUGGUUUAAUCCCGAAAACAGGAAUUCUCUACAAGUUCCUCACUGAAGUCGUUGAAUUUUUUAUGAUCCUAGGCACCAAUACGGCAAGGAUGAGACAGAAUUUUUCAACAGCAUUAGACAACUUGGAGGAAGGCGAACUGUCAACUUCAUUCGAGGACCUGUGGACAAUGGAGAAGGAAAGAGAGGAUCCAAACAGUCAAAGGAAACAUGCGAAAUGAACUUUGGUGGACCAUCAGAAACUGUAUGCAACAAACAUCAAGCUGGCUACACGAUAAAGUCUGGAGUUAUAAAGCCUCUAAGCUUGGCCCCUUUGAAGCUAUGUGAUAGGAGUGAUGCACCAAUCAAAAAUCUUGUUGGAUCAGAGGUAGUUCAUGUCUUUCCUUGUGUUUUAUGUAACGCCAAAAUUCAUACGGGAAAAUAUAGUAACAGAAACAGACUUUGCAGAAGAAGAGUUUUGUUAGGUGUAACAGCUGAUUGUGAAGAAGGCAACAAGAAUGCAUUUGAAAAGAUUCAGUCUGCACGGAGCAAGAAAAACAUCGAACCUGACUUGUCACUAUUGUCCGUGAUUCCUGAUUGCCCCCAUGUAGGCAAGAGUCUGAAAGCUAGCUUUUUCAACUGGUUUCUCAAGCUUGGUAAUGAAAGAGGUAACCUGUCAAUUCUGCGAAAUCUUCGAAAUCGAUCCACGCCUGAAGUGAGUAAGGUAGUUAAAAGCCUCAUUCCGAAGAAUGACUUUGUUAGAAAGAGAGACCGCCAACACCCAUCGGCUGUCCUUGCACUGACAGACGAAUCUUUGCUGGAUCUGUCACUUCAACCAUCAUUACUGAAACUGGUAAAUUCACUGUAGACAAUCGACCAGGAAUGCACCAAAAGCCAUUUAGGAUUACAGUUGGAUAUUAUGGCUGGAUCUACCUUCUUUGUUUAGACCUUGUCCGCUGAAGAAUAACUAGGGUUUAAAAGAAAGUAUAAAAGGUACCAGCUGUCAAAAGAUCUUCUGUUGGAACAUGUACGAACGUCUGUGGAAACGAGUACUUCCAAAUUGGCUCAUCAGUCGUAGACCAGACGAAACUGGAAAUUUUGAUUCCCAGUUUCGAGUUCUUUAUCAAUUUGGGAUAUUGAAUUGUGAUGGUAACCGGGUUUUACGCUGUUUUUUGGGGGUAAAAUGGGGGUCAAAUCCGGAGAAGUUCCUGCUUAUCCUCUGCGAAGGAAAAACUAAACAAAGAGCAUUACCACGCCAAUACAGAUAAGAUAAACGUGGAAUCUUACUGAGGAAAUCAAGAGCUAGAGCUACGAGUAUGAUGGACUUGCUACAAGUCUCUCUCCUUCCCUUCCAUUUUUCUUUUUUUCCUUUUCUAUAUUUUCAGAUUAUUAAAUGGAUAGAGAGAGACCUGUAGCAAGUCCACAAGUAUGAAUGAUAGGUAGGAACAGCACACACGACGAAAAGCAAUCCAUUACCAAUCAAUACAAUAUAAUAGACCAAAAUUUAGCAAUAAAUUAUGAUUUUGAUAGGACUUAAUGUACUUAAUUGUCUUUCUUGACUCGUAAGUUAAAGAACUUGUCUUUUAAAGUCAGCAAAUGAAUAAGCUUGCGUUUUUUCUUUACCAUACAGUGGACGGAUCAUUGUAGAAUCUGUGAGGGCAUAUCUAAACCUUCGCAGUUGAGAUAUGCCCUCGCAUUAGGACGAAUUCCUUAUGGAUUUAAGAAAAAAUGGGCUUUGGAAAAGUCUAGGGUAGUUAUGACAAACAGUAAAAGCAGUAGUUGUUUUGUUCCGGAGAACUUGUGUGUGUGUGUGUGUGGGGGCGGGUUUAAAGCUGAAUAAAAAGAGGAUUGAUUGUGGUCAAUCUCUUAAUUCUUUACGCUAAGCCCCCCUUAUGAAUAAACCGUCACAAUCUUAAAGCGUGAUUUUUCAUAAACAAGAUAUCACAAAUAAACAAACAUAGAAAAUUAAACUGAAAAUAGGAUCUAAGCGAAGUUUGUCGACAGAAGUCUAUUCUUUCAAGAUGUUCUUGUUGAUGGCAGUCAUGAUUUUUAAGGAAUAUCUUGUCUUAGCAGCAGGCAAUGGAAAUCAUAGAGUAAAAUAAUGAUAAUGUGUCUAACAAAUUUCUUUUG
Molecule: messenger RNA, 4812 nt
Organism: Rhopilema esculentum
Lineage: Eukaryota; Metazoa; Cnidaria; Scyphozoa; Rhizostomeae; Rhizostomatidae
Source: RefSeq, a predicted model, not a curated record